AUGGAGGCCAUCGCCCACACCGUAUUCUGGCACGAUGAAGCGAAACCGGUUUAUUCGCUAGCAUUUCAACCUCAAGGAGACCGACUCAUUACUGCUGGUGGCGAUAAUCACGUUCGAGUAUGGCAAGUUCCGGUGACUAAAGAUCCAUUUUCGGUGUCGAUUGAUUACUGGAGUACGCUCAUAAAACACACCCAGGCGGUGAAUGUGGCGCGUUUCAACAGCAAGGGAGACAUGCUAGCUACUGGUAGUGACGAUGGCAAAGUGUUUGUGUGGAAAUUGGCUCCUCCAGAUGCUCCUGCUGAGUUUGGCGCCGAGGUCGACGAAGACGCUAAAGAGAAGUGGCACGUUGUCGGAGUGGUACGUGAUUCACUGAAGGAAGUGAUUGACUUAGCCUGGCUGCCUCAGGAUGAUUAUAUCGUUGUGGGGACUCAGGGAAACCAUGCUGUUAUCUAUAAACUUACUACAAACGAAACUGGCAGAAUUUCCGGGGAAGCGGUGGCUCAGACAGAUGAACGAGACCAUACCCAUUUCGUCCAAGGUGUGGCCUGGGACCCGCUCAAUUGUUAUAUUGCUACACAGAGUGUGGAUAAACUGGUGAACAUAUAUCGUUGGCAUCAGGCUACCUCAAAGCUUGAGUUGGUGAAAAAACACACUCACGUCGACGGUAAAUUGGCCUAUUUCUCCGAAGACUUAAACCUGUUCUUCCGCCGACUUUGCUGGACUCCCGAUGGUGCUUACUUGAUUACUGCUGCUGGUAAGACCAGCGACGACGACAAUCUACCCUGUGUUUAUGUUUUCGCUCGAAACCACUGGGACCUGCCCGUGUGGGAGCUUCGCGGACUUAAUAAGCCGGUAGUGGCAGUGCUGGUGCUGCCGGUUAAAUAUAGAGCCGGCAAGGACCGGGUGCUGACGCUUAACUAUUAUUAUCUUGUGGCGGUGGCGACGCAGGACCUGGUGGCGGUGUACUCGACUGAAACCUGGCAACCGCUAGCGCUCGCAUCAAACUUACACUACUGCUCGAUCUGUGACGUGCUGUGGGACGCUAGUGGCGAGCGCAUCAUGGCGCUGCUGGCGGAUGGCUUCUGUAGCACGGUGGUGGUGCCCGUUCCCGGAGAACGUAUUUAA
This is a messenger RNA of Diutina rugosa, 1125 nucleotides long. RefSeq names its product WD40 repeat domain-containing protein. The coding region runs from base 1 to 1125 and encodes 374 amino acids. NCBI's taxonomy places the organism in Eukaryota, Fungi, Ascomycota, Pichiomycetes, Serinales, Debaryomycetaceae. Gene Ontology annotation, cellular component: nucleus; CAF-1 complex. Gene Ontology annotation, biological process: DNA replication-dependent chromatin assembly; nucleosome assembly. The transcript has a single exon. Gene Ontology annotation, molecular function: protein binding. The record is from RefSeq and is a predicted model, not a curated record.